AUGACCCAAAUGAAAGCUGUUCGCAUCCUCAAGGCCGGCGACCAGCUUACCGCCGAGCUUCACGAUGAAUCGAUACCGACUCCAGGUCCCCGCGAGGUCCUGAUCAAGGUCCAUGCCGCCUCGCUAAACUACCGUGAUGCGGCCCUGUUGAGGGGCGAAUAUCCUAUUGCGACUAAGGAAAACGGUAUCCCUGUAUCAGACGGUGCUGGAGAGGUCAUUGCAAUUGGAAAAGACGUUGCACGGGUUACAAACGGCGAUCGCGUUGCAGUUAGCUGCUCUACAAACUGGAUUGGUGGUCCAUAUAUCCCGGAAUACCUUUCAGGCAGUGUCGGUUUCCGUGUCGACGGACUGUUGGCCGAAUAUGUUGUUUUCAACGAAGACGCACUGGUUCGCAUCCCUGACUACAUGUCCUAUAUCGAGGCUGCCAGCCUUCCCUGCGCUGCUGUCACUGCCUGGACAGCCCUCAACAAAAUAGAGCCCCUCCAGCCAGGCCAGACCGUGCUGAUCCAGGGCACUGGUGGUGUUUCACUUUUUGCAUUGCAAUUUGCAAAGAUCUUCGGCGCUCGUGUCCUCGCGAUCACCUCUUCGGACAAAAAGGCCGCUAAGCUCAAGGAGCUCGGAGCCGAUGCUGUUGUGAACUACAGCACUACUCCUGACUGGGACCGGGAAAUUAUUACCCUGACUGGUGGAAAGGGUGUCGACAAAGUGAUUGAUAUUGCCGGAGAGAAGACUAUUGUAAAGUCUGCAGCGUCAGCUAAGAUCACUGGUGUUAUCGUCCUGAUUGGAUUUGCAAGCGGCUUUGGUGGCGGCCUUGCGCCAAUCGACAUCCUCAUUCGAUCCCUUACAGUGACCGGAUCUAUUAUUGGUUCGAGGAUCGAGUUUGAAGCGAUGCUGCAGGCUAUGGAACGGCACCAAGUUAAGCCUGUCAUCGACCAGGUCUAUCCCUUGGCAGAAUACCGCAAGGCGUACAGCAGGCUUGAAGGUGGACAGCAAGUCGGCAAAGUGGUUAUCCAGAUUGCGGAAUAA
Messenger RNA from Aspergillus versicolor CBS 583.65, 1026 nucleotides. RefSeq names its product zinc-dependent alcohol dehydrogenase family protein. Gene Ontology annotation, molecular function: oxidoreductase activity. The transcript has a single exon. The record is from RefSeq and is a predicted model, not a curated record. Lineage: Eukaryota; Fungi; Ascomycota; Eurotiomycetes; Eurotiales; Aspergillaceae. Bases 1 to 1026 code for a protein of 341 amino acids.